UACAAGUUUUUGUCAUUAACCCUGAACAGAUAGAUUGUUCACCAGCCCUUCUCCCGUCCAUCAGUAAAAUAACAAAGCAUUACUGCUUUACCAGAAAUGCCUCGUCUUCCCAUGAGACUAUUUACAAACAGCUUGAGAAUAAACAAUACCACCGUCGCUGCAACCCUCUCCCCUGCCCCCAAAGAAUCACGUGACUUUCUUAAGUUGGAUCAAAGUUUACUUUUGUUUUCCUUCUCUUUCUUUGCGGGGAGCGGCGCCUGCGCACUGCGGGCCUUUGAGCUGGGAACUGGCUUGGAGAGCAGGUCUGCGGACGUAUGUCACCGUGAGAGGAGGCAGCCGGCAUCCGCUACAUCCCUCAGCCUCAGUGCAGGGAACAUAGUCACAGUCUACUCAUCCUUGCUUCAUAUGGCAAACCUGCUGUCCCUAGAACAAGUCUAGUGAAUCUUCACUGUACUGCCCCUAUGGUCCGUCUGGCUAACCCUGAAACUUUCCCAAAUAGCCUCUGAGAAUGUCAAGUCUGGUUGAGCUGAGGAAAGGGAGUUUUUUUAAGCUGGUUGACACGCUUGCGUCCGAGAUUGGAGAACUGAAAAUGGUCAGUUCAGUUUCUGAUUUAGACGAAGAUGCUCACUCUGCUGGGUGGCUAUGUUUGCAAAGGGAUAUGGAUUAUGACCGUGAGAGAGAACAGGCUGCUAAACACUGGCUGAGGGAUUCCGGCUAUGAAAGCUUCCUAUGCAACCUCAGCAUCUUUGAUCGACUUCUGCAUACCCAUCCAGUCUGGCUACAACUUGGCUUGAGUGAUGAGGGUUGUCUACGCAUUCUGCAGCCCGAGGAUGCUGGGAUCUUCCUUGUUCGAAAAUCAGGCAGGACACAGAAAAAAAUCAUAUCUGUACGAUUAUCUGAGCCAGGACCACACUUUAUACAAGACUUCCCAAUAAAGGAAAGCCAAUAUACAUUCUCACUUGAAGGUUCCUGCUUGAGCUUCGCAGACUUGUUUAGGCUCAUCGCUUUCUACUGUAUUAGCAGGGACGUGCUGCCUUUCCCUUUAAAACUUCCUCAUGGAAUCAGAACUGCCAAGACAGAGACAGAAUUGGAAGCAAUUGCGUUCUUGGGUCUGGAGUUCUGGAGUUCUCCUGUGUACAAGAGAGUAGCCAAGAGCCCUGCACCUCCUACCAGUCCUCUCGGCAGAGGCAGUACUUGCACAGAGGAGAAGCAGCACUCGCUCUCCGAUGAACUACAUUCCAUACGAACACGAACGCCUUCAGAGCUGGAAUGCAGCCAGACCAAUGGUGCUUUGUGCUUUAUAAAUCCCCUUUUUCUAGAAGUGCACAGUAAAGAUAUUAACAGCAGCCUGAAAAGGCAGUGUUCAAAAACCAGGGAGACAGGCAGGCCCUAUUCCCCUCCUCCUCGGCCACCACCACCACGGCUGAGCACAAAUAUGAACCGGGCAAGCAGCACAAGGAGAAGCAGCAACCAGGCGAGUGAAGACACUGGCACGUUCAAGCUCCCAGACUCAAAAGUGACUCCAAUUCCACCGCCUCGCAACAAGAAACUGGCUACUAGUUCAGAAAUAGAAAGAAAUUCGACACCUCCGCUGAGGACUGCAGUGAAACUUUUUGAUUGCACAGCAGAAGAGGCAGUAACUGCUGGAAGCAAGGGCGAGGUUCAGAUGUUGCACAACGUGGCUUGCAGCAGUGAGAGAUCAGCUGCAAGUAUUAGUGCACAGAUCCAGGAAAUCAAAGACAGACAGCGGCUGAGUGACAUGAGCAUGUCAACCACAUCUACGGAAUCGGAUUCUAGCACUAUGGACAUUGAGCGCAAUUGCCCAUACAAUCACGAAGGUGACACAAACAGCAGUUUGGAAGAUUCUGAUGCCGAGAGCGAUCAGGAGGUUGACCCCCCACCUUGCACCCCAAAGAAGAAAAGGCAUGGGUCCUUCGUCUUCCCAAAGAUUGUAAAGACACACAUUCAAAAAGUGAGUGGCGUGUUCAGUUCCUUUAUGACUCCAGAGAAAAGGAUGGUGAAGAAAAUUGCAGAGAUGGCCCAGGACAAGCACACAUACUUUGGGUGCCUGAUCCAGGACUACAUCAACUUCUUCAAGGAAAACAGGGACUGCCACGUCUCCAGCACAGACAUGCUGCUCACUAUUCGCCAGUUCAUGACCCAAGUGAAAAUCUACUUGACCCAGAGCUCAGAACUGAACCCACCAAUAGAAUCUCUCAUUCCAGAAGAUGAAAUAGAUAUUGUUUUAGAAAAAGCAAUGCAUAAAUGCAUUCUGAAGCCCCUGAAAUCUUACAUUUAUACGACCCUGUUACAAUUUCAUGCUGCUGAUGGCUCCUGGAAGCAGCUAAAAGAAAAUCUACUCUCCGUUAAGCAGAAAGUACCUCAGGAGCUGGGAGUAAAUGCGGCCAUCCCUGAUACUAUGACCCUGGAGAAAAUAAAACAUAAGUUUUCAAAAAUGCACAAGACGUAUUCUCCUGAGAAGAAGGUGUUUCUCCUGCUCAGGGUCUGCAAAGUUAUCUACACUGUAAUGGAAAACAACUCAGGGAGAUUAUAUGGGGCUGAUGACUUCUUGCCGAUGUUGACCUAUAUAAUAGCCCAGUGUGACAUGCCUGAGUUGGAUAUUGAAAUUGAAUACAUGAUGGAGCUCUUGGACCCAUCACUGCUGCAUGGUGAAGGUGGCUAUUACCUGACUAGUGCAUAUGGAGCCCUCUCACUAAUAAAGAAUUUCCAAGAGGAACAGGCAGCCAGGUUACUGAGCUCCCAGACCAGGAAUACUCUGAAUCAAUGGCACAAAAGGAGGACCACUAACAAUAGAAGCAUUCCCUCUGUGGAGGACUUUCAGAACUACCUGCGUGUGGCCUUCAACAACAUGACAAGUGGCUGUACAGCCAAGACUUUACUGGUACAACCAUUUACUACAACAGAGGAGCUAUGUGCUCUUUGUGCAGCCAAGUUCCAAGUCGAGGACACUCAGAACUAUGGGCUUUUCCUCCUCAUAAAUGACACUUGGCAGCAGUUGGCUCUCGACACCUUCCCACAGAAGAUCAAAGCAGAGCUACACAGCAGGCCUCAAGCGCAGCUUUUCCACUUUGUCUACAAGCGCCUGCACAGUGACCUUCCCAACAACAACAAUGUCGUUUCUGAGGAAUGUAACAGAACUUCGUGAACAAGGAUUUUUGUUGCCGUCAGACACCCUGAAGGCCAUUUCAUUUUACUUGUGCUCACUUUAAUAGCAUGCUGAGGGUGCAUGCUAUUAAACCUUAACAUGUGAAGCCUUGCCAAUGUUCAUGGAACCAUGUGCAAUGCUUUGCAAGGGAUGCAGCUGGUUAUUGGGUUACUGCAUCAUCUUGCAAUAGGAAUUCGCUCUGUGUGGCAAAGACCAGUUAGAUGCAAUGCAUCAGUAAAACUGUCACUGUAGUUGGAUGAUUUGCAUCCUGCUCUUAGAUUUAAAACAAAAAGUGGGAAUAAAAUCAGUUUGGGCGCAGGCUGCAUAAAUGGUUUUAUGUCUAUAGGAAGACUGUUUCUGUGGAUCCCAGAGACAUUAAUUUGAUAGCAGUUGCUGGUUAACUGAGAGGUCUCUUAUUAUUAUAUUUUAUAAGCCAGAAUUUAUUAUUCUUAUAAACAUCUGGGCAUAUAAUGGUAACAAUUAAUUUGGGGAUUUUUUUUUAUUAUUCACUAUGUAUAUUGUUUUUUUUAAAUCUUGACCAUAAUGUUUGCGCUGAUGAAUGAAAUUAUUCUUUGGAUCAUUCUCCUUACACAUGUUGUACAAUAAUGUAGUAGUGUGUCGGUGCUUUCUGUCUUGCAACAUCAUUGGUAUUUCGAUUUGGCCCCAGCAUCAAAAUGGAUUACAGUAUCAUGCUGCACAAUAUUCUGUAGCCUUUGUACAGGAAAGGGAUUACUCUUCCAGGCAUAGUGAUUGGUGUCCAUUUCCACAUUGGUGCAGAAUAGAUUUAUUGGAACAAUGUCUGGGAUUCAGGACUAUAGUUAUGUGGAGAGACUAUAGAAACCUAGGUUGUUUUCCUUGGAAUAGACAUGAUUAAGAGGAGGUGUAAUGGAGGUCUUCAGAAUGAUAGAGUGAAUAAGAGGAAUGUUUUCCAGUUGAUAGAAUCAGUAAUCAGCAGGCAUCAAUUUUAAACAAUUGGCAAGGGAAUUAGAGGUGACAUUUGCAGAGCUAGAAUUUGAACGAAGGGCUAUAUCAUUCCUAUGAACCUGGAGAAAACACAAGGUGUGGGAAACAGUAAGAGGCUGGGUAUUGAAGCACACUAAUAGUGAUUCAGUGUCACGCAACCCUGCCACUUUGAUCUGGCCCACACCUUUAUUAACCAGGUCCAACACUUGCCUUUAUUGGAUCUUGCUCCUCCUUACACAAAUCAUCGGGUUUGUGGGGGUGUGGCCAGGGUUAGUUGGGGGGUGUGUCCCCUUGGACUUUAGCAUUAGGUUUGAGGGUAGGGCUGGUGGAUGUAUUGUGGGGUUGGGAGAGAUAUGGUUGUGGAGUUCUGUGUGGUGAGGAUGUGGGAUAUUGGCGGAUAGGGUAGUGUUGUGGCUGCAGGUUUGUGGGGGUGUGGCCAGGGUUAAUCAGGGUGUACCUAGGGUUAGUGGGGUUGAGUGCCUGCUUGGACUUUAGGAUUAGGUUUGAGGGUAGGACUAGCGGAUGUACAUGUGGGUCUGGGAAAGAUAUGGUUGUGCAGUUUUGUGUGGUGAAGUAUGAGGUGCUAUGGUGGAUAGGGUAAUGUAGUGGAGCCACUUUAAUUCAGCCCAAGGCUUUCAUUAUUUUGGUCCGAUACCACUUGGCUUAAUGAACUGGAUGUUCAAAGGGACACGUCAUCAGUAAUGCAGCCUGGGGUCACUGGGUGUUUUGAGUCUUAAUCAUUAGACACCCUUUCCAACGCGACCUAGCUAAAGUUGAUCAGGCCCGGCUUGUGUUUAUCCCAUGGACCAAGAUAAUGAGAGGCAUGUAAUUCUGAGGGUAAUGAUAUUUUUAAGCCUCAUUACCUGGCAUCUGUAUGCCUGGGAUUUGUAUGGAUUAAUGUGACAGUGUUCACUGCAGAUUCAGUAUCACUCCACACUGUGACUGAGUUUAGUGGUGACUUGUUUUCUGUGGACCCAGCCUGGGUUUAACUUACUGGUUCCCCUCACCUGGCAUGCUGUAUCUAAGCCAAGUGUUUAUGAACACUAGAUGCCCAAAAUGAAGCAUGCUGUUUUCCCUAUAAGUAUCAUCACUCACUUGAUGAGAACAGAAUUCAUGUUAAUUGGUUCAGCCCCUUGGAGCUUUAAUAUUAUAAAGUUGGGCAUUGUAAAGUGUGGAUGAGGAAGGGAUGGGAGGAAGUGAUUGGCAUAAGAGAAUAACAAAAUGAUUUGGUGUCUCAGAAGGUCAGAGUGAACCAAGCAGGAAAGAAGACGGACCUGGAGAGAUAAUCAUAGAUUUAGCUUCUAGCUUUACCUCUCACUUACAGUAAGUCCACCUACUGUCAUCCUUUGCUGCUGGGAUGCCAGAUGAUAUUCAGGGUAGAAAGGAAAACCUGAUACUGUAUCUAAAGUCAGUUGUUUACAUUACUGUAUCUUUACUGCAAUCGAUUGAAACUUCAACAUUCCGAGCUAGCAGUUUUGAGUGUGCUAUACUAAACGGUAACUUUUCAAUGGCCGCUAUCUUUACAACUUGCAUUGAGGGCCCCACUACUAAUUACUGACUGUAGUCUGCAUUGACCUUUUGUGUUAUACUGUGAAAUUAGAUUAACUUUAAAGUACUUUUCUCAUGUCAACAAUUCGAGUGAAGAUUCAGCCGGGAUUAACACAAUCAAACACUUCUUUGUGCUGUAAUUGGACUGUUGUAAGAAAGUGGUUCUAAAGUUGAUGGACUAAGUUCAAGGUGCUUAAAAUGGGUGAUGGGAAGUGGAAAUCUUCACAUUGAAACAAUGAGGCCAUUUGGAAGGCUUGCUUCCUGGUACCUCUCUUCCUGGUCAGUAAACGGGAGCACUGAACUUGUCCAAUCCUGACAGUGUUAAAUUUCCUGCUUUGUCCUAGUUCAUAGUUGACCUCAUGCUGGUAUUCACAACAGGAAAAUCAGGAGCAGAGCCUGGAUCUUUGAAACUCACAGUGGAGAAUAUUCUAGUUGUCACUGGAAGAGAAAGAGAUAUACGCAUAAAACCAUGUCAGAACUAUGAAUCUUGUGAUUCCAGUUCUGAUUUACCUCUGCAAAUAAGCACUCGACAAGUGUAGUUGCUGGUAAGAGGAGUGCCUUCUGAAACUUUGUUAGUGUGGUCAGUCUGGUGUACAUUGUCUGGUCAGAUUUGUUCCUACAGGGAACCUUGGAGCAACAAAAAAAAAAGAUCAUAGAUAACAGGAAACUGCAGAUGUUUGGAUCUGGGAAAAAAAAACAAGCUGCUGGACAAACUUAGUGGGUGAGGCAAAAUCUGUGGACCAGUUCUGAUGCAGGUCUCAACUCAGAACAUCAGAUUUUCUGUUUACCUCCACAAAUACUUACCUGACUCGCUAAGUUCCUCCAGCAGUUUGUUUUUCAAAAAGAUCAGCAACCUGGGUCUCCAACCUUUUGCUCCUUCUUGGUUCAUGGAAUGGACAGUCCCCAGAAAAUGGGGAUUUAUGCAGCACCAAAGCUGAAUGUGCUCAGUGAUAUCAUUAAAAGUGGAGCACAAAAUGCUCCACUUCCUUGAACCAUCCCUUCCAGAUGGCCACAAUAAUAUAAUAAAGAGCUCUACCAUGUUUCUCCAAACUUUCCCAACUGAUUGUAGAAUAAAAUUAUUAUUUGCUUAUAAAUCCAAAGGAAAAGCUUGAUGCUGAAAGACAUGGAAGCAAAUUAAGUCUAAGGGAAAAACAGAAUGGAAUCAAAUAUUUUAAGUGAAAUACUAUAAAUUUGCUCCAUAUGCAGUUUGUAUCUGCACAGUGACUGGGCUCUAUGUAACAAAAGGAUGGCAUCAACACGGCCAGGAUCUGACAUUUUUGGCCUCCACAAAGGUGAUUUGUCAAACAGGCAAAGAUAUAUAUAAAUUCUACAUGCAAAAUUUUCCACUAAUAGGGCAUGAGAGGCAUUUAUAUCAUUUGCACAUCAUCAAGUAUUUAAUCCCUCUCUUGAGCUGCUCACUGCAGUCCUGGCUAUUUGCCAACUAUUGGAUAAAUAUCCUGAAGUCUUCCAAGCUUAAUGUUGACUGCCAUACAAAGUAUAAUAUCUUAGCUGCAAAAAAUGUUUUAAACUAUUUCAUUUCUGAUUCUGGUCACAUGAUGUGUGAUUCUCUGUUCAACCAUAUAAGCCAGUAAGAUAUAUAUUCUAUACAUGAGCCUCCUUGAUGUUGUCAGCAGUUGCAAGACUGAUAAAUCGCAAGAGAACCACAGGCAUUGGGAGUUGCUCUCCUGUGGGUUGUAUUCAUUAUCUGAUUUCUGGAUUACUUUGUGAUUUGACUCCCAUGAAUUGGCAUUAUAUUCUUCUGAACAAGCCUAUAGUCCAAGAGUUUCUAGAUUUCCAUUAGUUUCAUUUAAGUUUAUCUUCUUUUAUUUUCAAGGUUUUCAUGAACCAUAUCUCUUUUACUUGUAUAUUUCUAGAAAAAUUAGGCAUUUUAUGCAAUGGCAGCUCAUUCACUGGUUAAUGCAAGUUUCCAUUUCAGUGAUACAAUUGAGCUUUGUUCUGUGCAUCAGACGGUUUAGAAAGCAAAAUUGACAAUUGCCAGUUCAGUGUAGGUUAUACCAUUGUAAACUAUGGGAACAAACUGUUAACCUAAAAUUGGCUUGCAUCAAGAUUACUUUUAGGUAGAUUGUCUCUUUAAUGAAACCGCAUUUGUGAUUUGUAUUUGUAGUUUAGAACAGCACUAAGAAUUUGUAUACCAUUGUGACAAAAAUAUUUGGAUACAUCAAUCCAAACCCCUUUUAUACUGUAGCCACAUACUGUGCAUACUACGUACAACCGAAAUAUUGGAUUUUGCACUCAAUAAAAAUUGAAUGUUUCAGUUAUGUAGUGUGUGUGUGUGUUUCAGUUCAAAUAUAUCUGGUUAUCUUGUGACAUUAACAGGGAAACAUGAAGCAGUUUUCUUUAUAAUUAUGUAUCUUAUCCAGUACUUUGGAGUUCCAGCAGAUAGCAAUUAACCAAGUGUCCAAGAGUUAGCCUAAGCUGAACAACCUGUUGCUUGUGACCUGCCAUUUUCAGGGUGUGUAACCAUUCUUGUAUUGAGCAAAAACAAGCCCUCUUCACACAUUCCCAUUAUCUCACCACAGAUACUAGCAUACAGCUACAUUGUAGCAGCAAUUUAUAGUGCCAAUUAACCUACUAACUCACAUGUCCUUGAGAUGUGGGAGGAAACUAGUGCAAAUAGUUUCCUCCCCCCCACCCCACCCCGAGGAAGAGUGCAAAUUCCAUGUGACUGACAGUAGAGGUUAGCAUCAAACCUUGUUCACUGGAGCUCUGAGUUAGCAGCUCUACCAGCUCUGCUAUUGUGCUGCCCAUGGAAGUGCCCAACAUCGACUUGGAUAAAUAGAAGCUGUGUCAACAUGCAAAGCACAAUGGUUUAGCAGUGUGGCACCUAAAAUUCAAACACAGAAGUAAACCUAUAUUUUUUCAUUCCCAUGUGGAAGUUUUGUGCAAGUGUAAAAGUAAUUUCAGAGCUCGUUGAAAGAAAGUUAUCAAAUGUAAGUCGCAGCAGCAUCCUGUUUGUACAGCAAAAACUUUUAUAACCAACUCAGCUCAUGCCAAAUGUCAUCACAUUUUUAGGAAAAAUUUCCUACAACAGAACCAUUUCCCAUAAAUAUUGCAUUUUAAGUGGUGGCUGCAGAACAAUGAAAUAAUUAAAGCUGAAAUCCUGCAGCUCCGACAGUAUGACCCAGUUCAAUGUUAUCCUCCAGCGUUCCCUGUACAGUUUGCAUGUCCUCCCCCUAACCAGAUGCUCUGGCUUCCUCCCACACCUUAGAGAUGCGUGGAUUGAUAGGUCAGUUCACUGCUGUUCCUUGCCCCUAGUGUAUACACUCAGUUGCCAUUUUAUUUAGAUACCUCUGUACACCUCAUUAAUGUAAAUACCUAAUCAGCCAAUCAUGUGGCAGCAAUUCAUUGCAGAUUUGGACAAGAGGUUCAGUUGUUGUUCACACCAAACAUCAGAAUGGGGAAGAAAUGUGAUGCAAGUAACUUUGACCAUGGAAUGAUUGUUGGUGCCAGAUGGGGUGGUUUGAGCAUCUCAGAAACUGCUGAUCUCCUGGGAUUUUUGUGCACAACAGUCUCUAAAGUUUACAGAAUGGUGUAAAAAAAAACAAAAAAAUCCAGUGAGUGGCAGUUCUGUGGGCAAAAACACCUUGUUAGUGAGAGAGUGGCCAGACUGGUUCAAGCUAACAGGAAGGUGAUAGUAACUCAAAAAGCCAUGCAUUACAACAGUGGUGAGCAGGAGAGCAUCUCUGAAACCACAACACGUUGCACCUUGACUUGGAUUAUCUACUGCAGUAGAUGACGACGUUGGGUUCCACUCCUGUACCUAAUAAAGUGGCUACUGAGUGUAGGUGAGUGGUAGAAUCUGGGGAGGGAGCUGAUAUGGGAAAAUAGGAUUAGUAUAAAUGGGUGUUUAAUGGUGGGCUGAAGGGUGUGUUUAUAUGCUGUAAGACUCAAUGAUUAAAAUAACAUAACCUCAUCCUACAGACAGUCCCUACAGAAUUUCUGGUGCUAGCCUGAAGCUAAAUUUUUGAUCAAUGUAUUUGUGAGUAGCUGUCAAAUCACAAAUAAGAGGAAAUCUGCAGAUGCAGGAAAUCCGAGCAACACACACAAAAUCCUAGAGGAACUCAGCAGGCCAGGCAGCAUCUAUCGGGGGAGGGGGGAAUUAGUCAACAUUUCGGGCCAAAAUUCUUCAGCAGGACUGGAAAAAAUGAGGUAGCCUCCAACCUGAUGGCAUGAACAUCAAUUUCUCAAAUUUCCAGUAAUGCCUUCCACCGCUUCCUCCCCCCCCCCACCCGACUUCACCAUCUCCCAUCCCUUUUUUCCUCCCUUACCUUAUCUCCUUGUCUGCCCAUCACCUCCCUCUGGUGCCUCCCUUUUUCUUACUUCCAUGGCCUUCUGUCUCUUUCACCACUCAACUUCCCAGCUCUUUACUUCACCCCUCCCCCUCCAAAAUCACCUGGUGUUUCUCUCUCCCCUCCCCCAUCUUUUAAAUCUACUCCUCAGCUUUUUUUUCCACCAGUUCUGCCGUAGGGAUUCUGCCCGAAAUGUCAACUGUAAUUUUUUGCCAUAGAUGCUGCCUGGCCUGCUGAGUUCUUCCAGCAUUUUAUGUGUGUUGUGAGUAGCUGGUAUGCUUUCCUAUUUAUUCCCACUUUCCUGUUAUGAGAAUGGUGGGGCUCGUCAUUCAUAGAAAGUAAUUACAUCUGACCUGUCAACCAGCUGGUUUACUGAAUGAUGUUGUAAUGACACCAUUAACUUGUAGCUUCCAAUUCAUUUUCUGCAUUUUUAUGAGUGAAUUACUUCUAAUAAUUAAAAUGAAAAACAUUUUGUGAGCUAAAAUCUCUGCAUGCAUUUAAACCAAGUUUUUCUCUAAACUAUGUAAUUAAGUUUGACACGAGUUUAGAAAGAAUCUGAAAACUUUUGACCUCAUCGUUAUUCUCCCAAAUGCUUAAAUAAAUGAUUUUACUCCAUAAUUGUAGAGAUACAGCAGGUAGUGUGAAAAGAACAAAAAAAGAAAAAAAGUCCUGAUGAAGGGUCUCGGCCUGAAACGUCGACUGCACCUCUUCCUACAAAUGCUGCUUGGCCUGCUGCGUUCACCAGCAACUUUAAUGUGUGUUGUAGUGUGAAAAGAAUGUCGUUUCACCAGACUGUGAGGCAAAUGACCAUUUUGGUGAAAGGAAGAACUUGUACCACAUUAUCUUGUACCUGAACUGUAAGCUCUGUGGUCAAAAGGGGACACUGGCUCAUAUACUGUCCAGGUGUAAAACAGCUCUAACUCAAGGACAGUAUAGGUGGUGCCAUGAUAAGGUGCUUCUGGCUCUUGCUGACACACUAGAGUGGGAGAGAUGCAAGAAGAGGACGGCUGGCACAGAUUUGAGGAAGGCCAUCACCUUCAUCAAAGAGGGAGCUAGGCCUUUCGUAACCAAACAACCAAAGCCCAAUCUGCUGCUAACGGCCAGGUCCUGGGAGAAGAGGGUCGAUGUGGGAAGGAGGUUGCAGUUCCCGGAUGUGGUGCACACAACCCCAUGCCCGGACAUUGUACCGUGGUCAACGGAAGACAAGAAAAUAAUUCUGGUUGAGUUGACUGUGCCCUGGGAGGAGGGAUGGGAAGAGGCCCACGAGAGAAAGGCCUUGAAGUACCAGCCCUUACUGCAGGAGUGUAAAGACAAGGGAUGGCAGGCAUGGUUGUUCCCUGUGGAGAUCGGCUGCAGAGGUUUCCCAGCCAAAUCAGCAUGGCGGUUGUUGUCAGAUCUGGGCCUGGACAAAAGGAGCAAAAAAACAAGAAGGUCGUAGGAUGGGGGAAGAGGCAGAACCAGCCUCUUGUUGGAUUUGGAGUAGGCGAGAGGAGGGAAGC
Molecule: messenger RNA, 11486 nt
Organism: Mobula hypostoma (lesser devil ray)
Lineage: Eukaryota; Metazoa; Chordata; Chondrichthyes; Myliobatiformes; Myliobatidae
Product: ras and Rab interactor 2-like
Exons: 13
Coding region: 509-3166 (885 amino acids)
Biological process (GO): vesicle-mediated transport; signal transduction
Cellular component (GO): endocytic vesicle; cytosol
Molecular function (GO): small GTPase binding; guanyl-nucleotide exchange factor activity
Source: RefSeq, a predicted model, not a curated record